ACAAGUUUUCAGUAGUACUAUUGCAUUUAAGGCUGAGUAGAUGUUUUUCCACAGUAUAUUUAAUAUAAUUUAGGUGUAAAAGCAUUUUCUACUAACAUUUGGUAAAUAACACUAAACCCACGCCCUAUGGACGACCUCAACCCCUUGGCUGGAACAGCACAUCUGCUGGAGGAAGUGGAUAAGAAACUUAUGGUUCUACUUCGGGACGGUCGUACACUGAUUGGCUACUUGCGAUCCGUAGAUCAGUUUGCCAAUUUAGUUUUGCAGCGGACAAUAGAACGGAUACACGUUGGCAACCAGUAUGGUGAUAUACCGCGCGGAGUUUUUAUAAUACGCGGCGAGAACGUGGUGCUGCUUGGCGAGAUUGAUCGUGAUAAAGAACAAAAGCUUCCCCUUAAAGAGAUUUCCGUUGAUGAGAUACUUGAUGCACAGCGUCGUGAGCAAGAACAGCGACAGGAGAAGCAUCGACUCGUGUCCAAAGCACUCAAGGAGCGCGGCUUGGCGGUCAAUGCGGAUAUCAUCAAUGAAGACUUUUGCUGAGCCGGGUCUUCAUCAGAAUUAUUAGAUGUGACCAUGGUCUGCAUAAGAGAAAACGCAACGAUACGCAUACUAAUAUGGGGUACCCCCUUUAAAUUGCUGGAUUUUAUGUGGUCUGGCAACGCCAAUAUCUUGCAGUUAGUGCAUCUUCAUUGUAAAGGCCGGAAACUUUGAUUAGAAUAUGUUUAUAUAAUCUCAUAACAUAAGAAAAAAUUGUUACAAUUUUAAAGUGUAAUCGAUUAACAAUUUAAGAAAGCAUUCGAUAGCGUUGCUUGACAAUUCAAUAUAUCAAAA
Messenger RNA from Drosophila montana, 831 nucleotides. It is a transcript of the gene LSm1, whose product is annotated as U6 snRNA-associated Sm-like protein LSm1. Gene Ontology annotation, biological process: deadenylation-dependent decapping of nuclear-transcribed mRNA. The record is from RefSeq and is a predicted model, not a curated record. Bases 127 to 540 code for a protein of 137 amino acids. Gene Ontology annotation, molecular function: RNA cap binding. Gene Ontology annotation, cellular component: Lsm1-7-Pat1 complex; P-body. The transcript has 4 exons. NCBI's taxonomy places the organism in Eukaryota, Metazoa, Arthropoda, Insecta, Diptera, Drosophilidae.